AGUCUGUAAACGUUCGAGGUAUGCUCUACUUUGUACUCCCUGCUUUCGUCGCGAUUCCAGGUGUAUUUUCUGAUUAAAUCAAGCACGACGUGUUCGUUUGCCCAAUGCAUUUCAGCCGCUUGCAGUGUGUCGUGCAAUGAGAGCAAAUAAUAAUAGCAAUCAAUACGAAAACGGAAACAGCAACAGUUACAAGUACCUGCCGUUCAGCAGCAAUUAAUACAAGGUUUGUGCCUUUGUCUUAAUAGAGGCAAUUAAGUGAGUUUCACUCUGAAAUUAAAAACAGUUCGUAGUCUGCGAUGUGCUGAAUGAAGACUGCAUUUUGGCCGUUGAAUAACUGGAAUUGGUAACUUGGUGAAACUACAAACUGAACAUCUGGAGAGGAACAACUGACAUCAUCCUAUUGUAUUAUUGUUGCGUCCAUUGUUCGUUUGUUCUUGCCAUUAAUCAGAGCUGGGCUCUUUUGGAGGAUACGCCUCACACCCACCAUUUUCACUACCGAUCAAAAAACACUCAUUUAAUUCAUAGAUCGGACAAGUAGAGAAAAGGCAGCAAGAUGUUCAUCGAAGACGAUGCGCAAAUGGACAGCUUCUGGGUGCAGAGCGCUAUUGGCGCGAUCAAGGCGAUCGCCUUUGUCUACGACAUCAUCACCCUUCCGGUUUACUUGGUGCUGCAGAAGCCCUGGAAACGCCGUCAGGACUCGCGUCGCGUGAAGGCAAAGAUCGUGCGGAAUGAUGACAAUGAGCUGACCUACCGGACCACGGAUCCACCACGGGAUGUCCACGUGAAGAUGCUGCAAGAGAAUAUCGAUACCCUGGAGAAGGUAUUCAACUAUGUGGCCAAAACUUACACGUCGAAGCGUUGUCUGGGCACCCGGCAGAUCCUCAGCGAGGAGGAUGAGGUGCAGCAGAACGGUCGAGUCUUCAAGAAGUACAACCUCGGUGACUACAAGUGGAAGACGUUCACCGAGGCGGAGCGCACGGCGGCUAAUUUCGGGCGCGGUCUGCGAGAACUUGGCCAGAAACCACGCGAGAACAUUGUCAUCUUUGCCGAAACGCGAGCCGAAUGGAUGAUAGCUGCCCACGGAUGCUUUAAGCAGGCUAUGCCCAUUGUCACUGUCUAUGCUACGCUGGGCGAUGAUGGAGUUGCUCAUUGCAUCACCGAAACGGAAGUCACCACGGUUAUCACCUCCCAUGAUCUGCUGCCCAAGUUUAAGACGCUGCUCGACAAAUGCCCAUUGGUGAAGACUAUUAUCUAUAUUGAGGAUCAGCUGCAAAAGACAGAAACCACUGGCUUCAAGGAGGGCGUCAAGAUCUUGCCGUUUAACCAAGUUGUCAAGACAGGACAGGACAGUAAAUUUGAGCACGUUCCACCCAAGGGAGAUGACAUUGCCAUUAUCAUGUACACUUCCGGAUCCACUGGCACACCUAAGGGUGUCCUCCUCUCGCACAAGAACUGCAUUGCGACAAUGAAGGGAUUUGUUGAUAUGGUGCCUAUCUAUCCGGAUGAUGUACUGAUCGGAUUCCUGCCCCUGGCUCACGUUUUUGAAUUGGUUGCGGAAAGUGUGUGUCUCAUGACUGGCGUUCCAAUUGGCUACUCGACCCCCUUGACUCUGAUCGACACUAGCAGCAAGAUCAAACGCGGGUGCAAGGGCGAUGCCACCGUCCUGAAGCCCACCUGCAUGACUUCGGUGCCGCUGAUAUUGGAUCGCAUUUCCAAGGGUAUUAACGACAAGGUUAACUCUGGCUCGGCGUUCAAGAAAUCACUCUUCAAAUUCCUUUACCAGUACAAAGUCAAGUGGGUGCAGAGGGGGUACAAGACGCCGCUGAUUGAUAAACUGGUGUUCAAGAAGGUGGCAAAGCUAAUGGGUGGCAAAGUGCGCAUUAUCAUGUCUGGCGGAGCGCCUCUGUCAGCAGAUACACAUGAGCAGAUCAAGACCUGCUUGUGCUUGGAGCUGAUUCAGGGCUAUGGCCUUACGGAAACUACGUCUGGAGCCACUGUCAUGGACUACCGUGAUAUGACCUAUGGACGCACUGGAGGACCAUUAACUGUCUGCGACAUCCGUCUAGUCAACUGGGAAGAAGGCAACUACCGCGUCACAAAUAAACCUUAUCCCCAGGGUGAGGUUCUCAUUGGUGGCGAGUGUGUCUCCCAGGGAUACUACAAGUUGCCCGGCAAGACCAACGAGGAUUUCUUUGAGGAGGAUGGACAGAGAUGGUUUAAAACCGGCGACAUUGGCGAAAUACAAGCUGAUGGCGUACUUAAGAUUAUUGAUCGUAAGAAGGAUCUGGUUAAGCUGCAGGCCGGCGAGUAUGUUUCCCUUGGCAAAGUUGAAUCUGAGCUUAAGACUUGCGGAAUCAUCGAGAACAUUUGCGUAUACGGAGAUCCGACAAAGCAGUACACAGUGGCGCUGGUCGUUCCCAACCAAAACCAUUUGGAGGAGCUGGCACAGAAACAUGGCCUGGGUGAUAAGUCCUUUGAGGAGCUGUGCUCAUCACCGAUCAUAGAGAAGGCUAUUCUCAAGGAAAUUGCUGAGCAUGCGCGGAAAUGUAAAUUGCAAAAAUAUGAGGUUCCCGCCGCCAUCACACUUUGUAAGGAGGUCUGGUCUCCGGACAUGGGGCUGGUAACCGCCGCCUUCAAGCUGAAGCGCAAGGAUAUCCAGGACAGAUAUCAGCAUGAUAUUAACCGCAUGUACGCCUCAUGAAAGUCAAUGUACUAAGCCAGAGGUACCAGAUGCAGCAACGACAACAACACGCAAACAUUAAAGCAGCAGCAAUGAAGCUAGUGUGUACUAAUUGUUUUUAGUAGCACCCCACACAGCAUAAGCAUGCAUACGAAAUCCAAAACCAAACUAGCUUAAGUCCUAAAAGAUCUAAAUGCCGAGCAGUACAUGCAGGAACCGAUUAGCCACAUUGCGCAUGUAAAGACAGACAGAAUGUUCUCAUUUGCCUUUUUCGUUUCGUUUUAUCUUAUUUGCUAGAAAUCGAAAAUUACUCGUUUCUCAUUUUAAUAAAGUUCGCAAAGACUUGCUUGGCAGAUAUGUAGCUGAAGCUGAGUUUGGUUUGGAAAUGCGCUGUGUAUGUGCUAGGAAUGCUGUUCAACCGAUUGACAAUGAUAAUGGUAAUGAUAACUGAAUGCCGAUGAUGAGAAGGAAUAUUGUAUACUGUACAGUUUUCGGUUUAUAGUACAUUGUGUGGCAAAUUUAUAUUGCAGAAAAAUACUUAUUUUUAUAUUAAGCUUAAGUGGUUGCCUAUUAAUUAUGUACAUACGAUAUACACAUUCAUAUAAAAGCAUAUAUGUGUAAAAUAAAUCUAAUAUUUAGUGUACUUCUCUAUGCUAAGUUAAAUGUAUGGAAUUCUUGAAGUAAUGAAAUGUAGACAGCAGCAAUGAAAGCGACUUGAUUAUGAAUUAAAAGCCACAAUUGAAAGUAAAGAACCUAAGAAUUUCCCUUGCAAAUGCUUCUUUUUGGCGCAGAGUAAAAUACAUCUAAACACAAAUGGAACCAUCCAAAAAUUACUUUUAAUUACACAAAGGCAUAAAGGUUACAAAGGCAAUUGUAAUAUAUAUUUUAGCUCAAUUUAGUUAAAAAAAGGACAUCAAAUGAAUUUUAUGAAAUAUAUUAUGUAAAACACGUAAAGAGAAAAGUCAAAAUUAAUAUGCAACAAAUGAAAGACUUAGUACCAAAAUAUAAUAAAAACACUGAAAUCACUAGAAGGCCAACAAAACGCCUAUAUCUCAAAACUAAAAUGUAAUAACAUUUGUUUUAGAUGUGCAAGAACUUUUUGAAUAAAUUGUAGUCAUAUUUUUAGUUAAACUAUGUAUAUUUAGGAAACGUUUAGCAAUUUUUUGUGGAAACGUUACGUUUCUUUUCAAUAAAAUUCAAAUGAUAC
Drosophila melanogaster (fruit fly) is the source of this 3887-nucleotide messenger RNA. It is a transcript of the gene Acsl, whose product is annotated as Acyl-CoA synthetase long-chain. Gene Ontology annotation, molecular function: long-chain fatty acid-CoA ligase activity. Gene Ontology annotation, biological process: long-chain fatty acid metabolic process. Gene Ontology annotation, cellular component: synapse. Bases 554 to 2701 code for a protein of 715 amino acids. NCBI's taxonomy places the organism in Eukaryota, Metazoa, Arthropoda, Insecta, Diptera, Drosophilidae. The record is from RefSeq and is marked reviewed. The transcript has 10 exons.